AUGGCGUCAAACAAGGAUAUGAGGAGGGCGGAUCUCGGCACAAUGUCAAGCACAAUGCCUAUGGCGGCGAUGUUCACUCGGAACAGGGUGGCUUUUGUCUUUUCGCUCCAGGGUUGGCUCGGCGAGUCCACCGAACAGAAGAAAACGGCUGCAACCCCAGCUUACAUGUCGGUCCUCAUGUCUUUGAUGGCUCUCGUUGUGACAUAUUUCCCUCUGUUUUUACCUCCACAGGGAAAGACCGCGCCCGCCGCUGCUAUGCCAUCUGCCUGA
This is a messenger RNA of Penicillium angulare, 270 nucleotides long. RefSeq lists its product as uncharacterized. NCBI's taxonomy places the organism in Eukaryota, Fungi, Ascomycota, Eurotiomycetes, Eurotiales, Aspergillaceae. The transcript is spliced from 6 exons. The record is from RefSeq and is a predicted model, not a curated record. The coding region runs from base 1 to 270 and encodes 89 amino acids.